AACCUGCCCUGCCCCUCCCGGCCUGGGAGCGAGUCCUGGGCUCCGCUCCCGUCCCGCUGGAGCCGGGACCUGCAGCUCAGGGGAUGGCAGAGGGGACAGAGCCCUGCAGCUCAGGGGAUGGCAGAGGGGACAGCGCCGAGCACCGGGACCAUCCCGUGUCCCACCCUGGAGCCGCUCCCAGCUGUGCACAGGAACGGGAAUGCUGGGAUUGUUGGGAUGCUGCAGGUGCUGGCUCCGUGUCCCUGGGGGGAACGUGGCCAUGGCCACUCUGCUCCCGGCGGGCAGGAGGCUCCUCGGGCUGUGGCCAGGGGGUCCCUGUCCUGGAGGGGACAGUCUCUACCUCCAGGCUGGCUGUCCCGGGGGGGCACAUUCCCUGCGGGAGGUGCCAAAUGCUGCAGCCUCCUGGGUGCCCCUCUGUCCCCUCCGGGAGAUGGGGACCAGACCAGCCCCGGGAUGAGGGUCCCCUGUGGCUGAAACCACACGGGGCUGGGGCAGGCCUGGGACAGCGGCCCUGCAAGUGCCACCUGGUCUCUGCAGGGUCUCCUUUGCACAGGUCACACCCCACCUCCACCCCCUCAGGGCUCUCCUCCCUCCAACCCCCCCACCCCCGGGUGCCCCCUUUGUGCUCUGCCUGUGCCCAGCCCUGGGGGGCAGCUCCUGUCCCUGUCCCUGUCCCAGCCCCGCUGUCCCCUCGCUGCUGCUGCCCCUCAGUGCCGGGGGUGGCUCUCGGUACCGAACCGGCUCCUGCAGCCCCCCCGCCCCCGCACUGGUGUGAACUGGGGGUUCUGCGUGGGGGACCCCAGAGGGCACCGUGGGGUCACUGCGGCCCCACUGCCGCCCGGGACCCCCCAGCACCCCCAGGACUGACCCCCCCAGCUCCGCCAGCCCCUCCACCCGUCUUGUUUUUAAAGUCCAGCGUUUUAUUUCAGUGCAGAGCUCUUUGUACAGUCGCCCCGUUCCUCUGUACCAUCCUGGCUGUGCAGGUGUAACACGGAGGUUUUGUAACUUACCUGAGCAGUUGUAGAUUAUUGAAGUUUCUGUACAUUGUGUCAAACAUGCAGAGUCCUUGUAUUGUAUUUGUGCCUAGAGGAAAGGUUAUUCUAUAAAGAGAAACUAACGGAAUUUAAUAAAAAAAUUAAUAUGA
Onychostruthus taczanowskii (white-rumped snowfinch) is the source of this 1144-nucleotide messenger RNA. Its product is annotated as formin-like protein 5. The record is from RefSeq and is a predicted model, not a curated record. The transcript has 2 exons. The coding region runs from base 84 to 989 and encodes 301 amino acids. Lineage: Eukaryota; Metazoa; Chordata; Aves; Passeriformes; Passeridae.